AUGUGGUUACAACGCUUGCCUAAUCAAGCCCAAAUAGUAUUAGCAGUAGCUCUAAAAACAGCUAUAGUCGACGAACUAGCAGAAAUGGCCGAUCGGGUAGUAGAUGUCUCACUAAAUACAGUGAACCAAAUACAAGAACAAUACAAACCAAAUAAUAUAGAAGACAAAAUAGCUGACCUCCAACAACAAAUCAUGCAAUUACAAUUACAGCAAGGACGAACUUACUCAAGAAACAAACCGGGGAGUCACUCACGUUCAAAAUCACGAUCCCGUUUUAAUGCAGAUGGACCACUAUGCUACUUCCAUUAUAAAUUUCGUAGUAAAGCACAAAAAUGUCUUAAACCAUGUAAAUGGACUUCACAAAAACCAUCAGACAACACGGAAAACUAG
Molecule: messenger RNA, 390 nt
Organism: Melanaphis sacchari
Lineage: Eukaryota; Metazoa; Arthropoda; Insecta; Hemiptera; Aphididae
Exons: 1
Coding region: 1-390 (129 amino acids)
Source: RefSeq, a predicted model, not a curated record